Messenger RNA from Geodia barretti, 1696 nucleotides. The record is from the annotation of a GenBank genome assembly. Lineage: Eukaryota; Metazoa; Porifera; Demospongiae; Tetractinellida; Geodiidae.
GUGCGGGCCGGGCAGUGAGCCGCAACAUAUACAUGGAGUGGUCGAACUCUUCGCAUGGAGAAGGAUGUCAUCUCGACUGCUAUAUGGAAACAGUAGAGGUUGAGAAAUGAUUUUUUGGUGUGAAGUCAUAAAUGCUCACCGAAGCUAUUUAUACAGAGAGGGCGGUUUGACGUGGUUGCGUCCCUGAGGCUCAUUAUGGCUUUGUUGAGUAUUGUUGGAGCACUGUCUAUAAUUGGUUCAGCUGUAUACAGAAAAACUGUCUGCAAUCCGAAAGUGCAUCCAAUAUUCGUCCUGUCAAUUGUGGACACUGUGCUGAGUAUUCUGUGGAUCAGUGGAGGACUGGUGUGGCUAAAAGGAGGACUCAGUCAUUACCACGACCUCAGAGUUGGUUGCUACGCCAUCAACUGUAUGACUGUGAUUUUUCAGUGUGUUGCAAUGAAUGUGACUCUCAUCUAUGCCCUCCUGGCCUACUCCAGUAUCAAACAGAGAGACUUUAGUGGUGUAUAUAUGCUUCGGGAGAGAGCAGCGUCUGUCAAAGUGUGGUCCCCUCUCUGUUCUUUCGCUGCCUACUUCAUUGCCUGGACUUUACCUAUUCCUCUGGUCAUGAUUCCAUUUGGAGUAAUAGCUCAACGGUACAACAUUGUUGAAAAGGCCAACAACUGCUCCUGCUGGUGCUUGCCUUACUAUGGGAACCUACUGCCUCGAGGAAAAACGGGUUAUGGGAAUGGCCAAGAGGGAGACAUGUAUUUACACCACUUACACGACUACGUAACUGCUUAUUCUGCGGUUCUUGUUGCUAACUUUACCACUGUGUUCUGCUGUAUGGUAGUGAUUUACUUGAAAGCUUUUUGCCGAAUUAGACGAAUGAUACUAACAAAAAAAAAUAACGAGAACGCCCCUCUAAAUGGAGCCACUCAGGCUAUGAUUCUGGCCGCACACAAGGAUGCAAAGAAGAGGGUACUUAUCUUUUUCUUUGCUUAUUUCAUAAGUGGAGCAAUGAGUGAGUGACAUAGCUAGUUUGAUAGAAACAAAUCUUGACUGUUUUUUGCACAGCAUUUUCAUUCGGAAUGCAGUACUUUAUUCUACAGUUUGUUGGCAAAAGGUCCCAUAAAAACAUCCACCACGUUCGUGAAGAUCUGUACAUCAUGCUGCUCCUUGAGGCAUUGUUGGCCCCAUCUCAAGGGUUUAUGAAUGCCCUUGCCUAUGGCUGGACUCGAGGAAACUUUCUGAGUGCUAUGUCAGCACAACCACUCAACACAGGAGGUAGAUCGAACUCCCUUACCACAUCUUUAGGAGAGAGAGACGAAGAAGAAGAUGAGGAGGGUGACGGAGAGGAGGAGAAAGAGGUGGAUGAUGAGAGGGGGGAGUGGAACCAAAGGAGUGAAUUGAGCCCAGGGAACUCUCUCCUGUUAUCACUCAGCAGAGCUCGCGACUCAGUGGCAGGAGAGAGGAGACAGAGAGGGAACACUGCCCUCACCCCUGUCUCAUGACUUUCUGUUUGGACAUUCUUAUUACCGUACCCAUGGAAAGUUUAUGGUUCACUAUAAUGCUCCACUAGAUUGUGUUUGUGACACAACUGUUAUGGUUUUGUAAACUGCAGUGUUGUUUGCAUACGCCCCUCCCCUGUGGGCACACUCACUUUAUGUGAGUGGCUUUGGUAUAGUACUUGUCAUAGGCUUUGGAUAACAAUGACCCA